CGCUUAUGACGCAAUUCGGAAGAAAUUGUCCAAGAUGGCGGCUGGAUCGCUUCGAGCUGUAAACAGUUUAGCUCGUUUGCCGCUCAAUAACAUAAGGAUUUGCUCAAGAUCACUACAUGCUUCUGGUCGCUGGCGACUACAGGCUGUGACGUACAAGCAAGACAACAACAUAGACCAAGGAAAAAAUUUUAAAACCAAAGAUGAUAUUCAUUUAAUGCCAAAUAGAACUGUUGUAAUUCCAAAGAGAACAAUACUUACUAGUUUUAUACCAGGACCAUUAAGAUCACCACGAAGAAAGAAGUAUGCUGAGAGAAGACUGUUGGGGUAUUCCAUGGAAGAUAUUUAUGCUGUAGUAGCAGAUGUAGAUGAUUACAAGAAUUUUGUUCCAUGGUGCAGAAACUCUUCUACAUUUGGACGUAAGCCUGGACAUUUUAAAGCAAGGAUUUGUGUUGGAUUUCCUCCUCUACUGUCAGAAAACUAUACUUCCAUAGUGACAGUUGUUCCACCAAAUCUAGUCAAGUCUGAAUGUACUGAUGGUGAGAUGUUCAAUUACAUGAAAACUGUCUGGCAGUUUAGUCCAGGUGUCCAUGGCAACCCAAAUACAUGUACUUUGAAUUUUAACGUUGAAUUUGAAUUCAGAUCAGCUAUUCACUCCCAGCUGUCAACAGUAUUUUUUGAUGAGGUUGUCAAAAAGAUGGUCCGUGCAUUUGAAAAACGAUGUCAGUAUCUGUAUGGACCAGAUCAUUUAUGUGAAGCAAUUAAAUCAAGAAGUGCACAGCCUAAUCCCAGAUGACACARGCAUUUCUAAAUUCAUAUUAAUGCUUGAAUAAUAUACAAUCWAUACAAGAAAAGGGUACAUGAAAACCAUGUAGCUGAUAAAAAUAUAAAGUAAUAUUCUUAAAAUUAUAAAUAUCAGAUAUCACUAUCAAGUCAUUGUCAGGUGGUUUUUAUGUAAUCCUUGAACAACACAUUCUUAUGAGAAAGUURCAUCAGAGAUUGUUAUGCUCACUACAACACCACUUUUAUUGUGUAAUUUCUGAAGGUGUGUUCACCAGUAUAAGUGAAAUGUUUAAUAAAAGAUCAGGCAUUUUGUAUAGAGAAACAAAAAUAAUCUCAAUUUUUAAUAGUUUUUGCCUGAAACUAGUUUGAUUUUCUAGGCACAUUUGCACUAGAAUUACACAAAAAAUCAGCUGUGUUUUCAAGGUUUUCAUUUCUUACAUUUGCAGAACUGCAACUACUUCAAAUAUAUAUAGUAUGUAUAGUAGUAUAAAAAUAAAUAUAUUUCCAAUGA
This is a messenger RNA of Exaiptasia diaphana, 1291 nucleotides long. Its product is annotated as coenzyme Q-binding protein COQ10 homolog B, mitochondrial. The record is from RefSeq and is a predicted model, not a curated record. Gene Ontology annotation, biological process: ubiquinone biosynthetic process; cellular respiration. Gene Ontology annotation, molecular function: ubiquinone binding. NCBI's taxonomy places the organism in Eukaryota, Metazoa, Cnidaria, Anthozoa, Actiniaria, Aiptasiidae. Gene Ontology annotation, cellular component: mitochondrion. The transcript is spliced from 6 exons. Bases 35 to 793 code for a protein of 252 amino acids.